CUCGACAAGGAUCAUGCUUGGGCUUCCAAGUUCCAGGAGGCUCGCGACGCCAGCAAGUCUGCAACUGCGCUGCACCGCCAACUCGUCCCCACGGAGUAAUGGGACAGACGUCACGCCGUAUAUUGCCCCCGCCGCCCUGGAGAUGACUCCAACAGCGCCAUGGACUUUUGGUCGCGCCUGUUAAGCCCCCUCUCCUCCGGGAGCUCCCGCAAGGACCAGGCAAAGGAUCCUGCGAAGCGGCUGCAUAGAUUCGAGAAGGAGUACGGAAACCUGCUGUCGACAUGGAGGAACUCUGGCAAUCUGCCCCGGGACAGCGACGCCGCCGAAAACCUCGAGAUCCGCCUGCAGGAGCUGACCAACAUCCUCAGCGAUGAGAGCCGCCGUCCGCUGCCGCACCCGUGCAUCCAGUACGCCUCGAUCAAGCAAAUCUACGUCCCCAUCGGCAAGAUCGCCACGACAUCGUACAACGAGUGGAUCAUCAAGGAGGCCGUCCUGUUCUUCGCAACCCUCAUCGAGAGCGAGGAGGAGGCCUUUGUCGAGAACCCCACCUUCUCCGCCAGCCUGACGAACCUGCUGGUGCGCAUCACCGGCGUAAACAGCGUGCGCCUGGGCCUUGAUACGGAGUCCCGCGUCGUCGAACUCGCCUUCAACAUCACCACCAAGAUCCGCCUUGACCCGGCCAUCCUCCCCGCCUGGUUCAAGACGCAGCGGGCCGGACCCCACCGAGAUGAGAAAGACCGAGAUAGCCGUGAUACGUUCGUCGGCCGCACCCAGAGGGCCGAUUUCCCCCUCUUUUAUAUCCUGAUGGACUAUAUCCACCAUGAGGGUAAGGUGGGCGACUUUGCGAGGACGGGUCUGCUGUACAUUAUCGAGGCGGCAUCCAGCUCGGGGCCGCUGGAGCAGUGGAUUGUCGAGAGCGAUCUGUCUACUCUGAUGGCCACGGGACUGGGUGCGUUGUACAGCCAGCUCAGCCGCAAGCUGGUUAUCGAUCACCCCGACGAGCUGCCCCCUAUCCUCGCCCUUUCCGACUAUCAACACCCCAUCUCCAACUACGAAGUCAUUAGCUCCUGCUCUCCCGAGUUUCAGUCGCACCUUGAAACCUUUUUAUCCCAUCUCCUGUUCUGGCAGGACGUCUUGAAUCACUGUCGGUCGGUGGAAGUCAAGUCUACACUUCUGGAGCACUUCCAAGUUAUUUUCCUGCAGCAAUUAUUAUACCCGUCACUGCUCGAAUCCUCUGAUAUCGACGGAGGGUCGUCCGUGGCUGUUUUAACAUAUCUCCGCCGCAUCCUUGAAUCACUAGACCACCCCGACAUGAUCAAUCUUAUCCUCCACUAUCUCUUAGCACUGCCGGACUCGCUUCCCUCAAACCGGCCUGGCUCAAGGUCAUCCGUAAGCCUUGCGCGGAAGCGAAAGUCGAUGGAUCUCGCCACCAUGAUGGCAGAGAAAUCCGACACCACUGUCACGCCCCUCCUGUUUAACCUGGUGGAUCUCAUCCUCGCCUGUUUGAGAUCACGAAACCAACAGACUAUUUAUGUGACGCUUCAGUUGGUGUCGGCCAUUUUGAAACGGCACCACCGAUAUGCCAUCAUCACACUCCUCAGAACCGACAUCAUCCCUAUGAACAACCCCCGCCGAACCGUUGGCGCUCAUGAGCAGGAGGUCGAGUACAUGAUGGCCCUGGCUGGAACCAUUGGUGGCCAGGACAACUUUGACGAGGUCUAUCAGAGCGUUCUCCGAGAUACCAUGUCUAGACUGGAGAGUCACCCUUGCUCCAUCAAGCUGGUUGCACCGCGAGUGUCUGCGAGCAACCAGAGGCUGCCGGCUGUUGCCGACAGUCUGCCUGGAGCUCCCAGAGACGUUGGAGACCACACCCUCCGACCCGACGAUCCUCUCUUGAAUGCGUUGUUGGAUUUGCUCGAGACCUUCUUCAUCAACCCCGUGGAAACAAACCUGUCUGUGACAGAGACCUUGGUGGAUCUGGCCAUUUGUGGCUACAUGAAAAUCGAGGGAUGGUUGGCACGAAACCCUGGUGCUUACACAUAUGGAGAUGAAGACGACACUCUUGACGGCCCGGCAGACGAUGAUGGCACGGAAGCCGACGCUGAGCUCGACAGGCCUCGGACGGCAGAGGAGGAGCAAAUCAAGGCGAUGGAAAGAUGUCGACAGCGACCACUGUGGACCCAAACGUCUGUGCCUCGUGUGCUGAAUGUCCUCAAGCACUUGGAAGAGCAAGUGGUGUCGUACAGGAAGACGAUACCGCGAUUUGAUGAUUUGGUGCAACAACGACGCGAAGCUUUCCAGACUGCGGAUGCCAUGUCGACCCCCAUAGCUGCCACACAAAAGGCAACCCCUGUGCAACAGGAAACACCAGAUCGCGGGAGCCUCGAUGAAGCGUCACGGAGUGCAUCACCUUCGCGACCAUCUGCAUUGGAAGGUCUAGCUCACCGUCUACUGUCAGAGCUAGGGACGCCGAGUCGUUCAAAUACGCCUCGAGGACGCAAGGAGCAGACUCGAAGCUCUCGAAGUGGAAAUGCGACUCCCGGCUCCAAGCCAGGACUCGCCCCGCCCAAGGAGAUCUACAGCGAACGAGGAAGUAGCGCUUCCCGUCGGAGCAAGUCUCGCAGCCGAGUUCGAGAGGAGACGAGCUCAUCUCAUGGGACCGGAAGUGACCCUGUCGUCAGUCAAAUGGCAGCAUUUGCUGCCAUUGACCAGACCAUUUUGGCUAAGCGGGUUGGGCUCCCAGCUCCCAAGGUCGACCCUAUUCCUCUGACAUUCGAUAAGAAGCCUAUGCCAGAGCCCGCCGACGCCGAUGAAGAGAACGCAGACGAAGGGGACGAGCCUGUCGAGCCUGUCGAGCCUGUCGAGCCUGUUGCGCUUGUUGAGCCUGUCGCGCCUGUUGAGCCUGUCGCGCCUGUUGAGCCUGUCGCACUAGUUACUACGGAGGCAGUUUCUGCCAAGGCAGUAACUACAGAGGUAGUUGCUACAGAAGCAAUUCCCACGGAGGCAGUUCCUACAGAGACAAUUCCCACAGAGACAGUUCCUACAGAGACGGUUCCUACAGAACCAGUCACUCCAGAGCGGACUGAAAUCACGCCUCAGAGUACUGCGAGUAAAGUGGACCCGGAAGACAGCGACGGCAGGAAGCCAGCAACAGUCUCUGUCUCACACAUUGUCACUAACGUCAUGAUCCUGCAAUCCUUCCUGUUCGAACUCGCAAGUUUGGUACAAGUCCGAGCAGGCUUGUUUGACGAGGUUCGGUUUGUUUGAGUCGGUCUGCGAAACGAGCUAGAAAGGGGAGCGAUUGAACUGGUAGCUGUUGAGAAUACACUGGGAGGACGUCCUUAUGAUUGAUGAGCAUUUUUGCAGUAGACGGGUGUUUCGUAGAUUGGCGCCUGGGUGGAGACGUUUCAAUUCUG
This is a messenger RNA of Ilyonectria robusta, 3416 nucleotides long. Its product is annotated as Retinoic acid induced 16-like protein-domain-containing protein. The transcript has 4 exons. The record is from RefSeq and is a predicted model, not a curated record. Lineage: Eukaryota; Fungi; Ascomycota; Sordariomycetes; Hypocreales; Nectriaceae. The coding region runs from base 160 to 3267 and encodes 1035 amino acids.